This is a messenger RNA of Selaginella moellendorffii, 2780 nucleotides long. Its product is annotated as proline-rich receptor-like protein kinase PERK3. Gene Ontology annotation, biological process: protein phosphorylation. Gene Ontology annotation, molecular function: protein kinase activity; ATP binding; protein binding. The record is from RefSeq and is a predicted model, not a curated record. Bases 626 to 2656 code for a protein of 676 amino acids. The transcript has 18 exons. Lineage: Eukaryota; Viridiplantae; Streptophyta; Lycopodiopsida; Selaginellales; Selaginellaceae.
UGCAAUUGAUCUCUAGGAAUUUCUAGAAUUUCCAUUUUAGGGCAAAAAUUUCAAGUGUUGCGGACUGGGCGAUUUGAUUUGCGAGGCAGCGAGCUGCUCUGCUCCACACUCAAUCGAAAGCAGAGGCCAGAGAGUGUCGCCCUGUAGAGCUCGGUAUGCACGCAGCUCCUAUAGGCUUUAGGCCUCUUCGUCGGAUUCUAUGUAAGCUUGCUGGGCAGCUGGGCUGGGCAUUCGUGGAUGGAAUCCGAUGGAUGGAUCUCUCCAUAGCAGCAGGAGAACAGCAAAGCAGUGGAGAUGCAGUGGCGAUAGCGAUAGCCACUGCAGCAUCAGAAAUCUAGCGCGAUCACCAUUUUUUUUUUGCCGAACGGAAUACCGAACGGAGCUGUCCGACCGUGUUCGGCCGACCGCGUUCGGCGGCGGUCGGGAUUUCGGCCGAACGCGUUCGGGACCAACCAUGGUCAUGCCCAGAAGGUUCUACAAGUUUGACUAAUGGCUCCGUUGAUUCCAACACGAGAUGAUAGAAAGGGACCGAAAGACUCGCUCUUCACUUGAAUGUGUCACGUCCAGCGUAGGUCUCUCGACCCAUCUCGCGAUUCAGCAUUGGAAAUGCGGUAGUUUCUAGCAGAUGAUUAUCCCUUUCCAAUGUAGAAAGCGGUGGCUUCUUGUGACUUUGUGUGCCUUCCUUAUGCUCCAAAGCUUCGAGCCUGGUGCUGCAUCCGUUGAAGAAGGGGACGAGCUGCGUUUCUUUAAGAGGAGUUUGGGAGAUCCGGAAGUUUUGGAGAGCUGGAGGGAAGAAAGCGAUCCAUGCCGAAGCCGUUGGUAUGGAGUCACUUGCUCAAACACCAGCAGCGUGACUGAACUAGAUCUGAGUAAUCUACUUUUACAAGGCAGCUUGGCAUCAGGCACUUUUGCAAAACUUCCAGGCGUAACGAAGCUGGUUUUAGCUAACAAUAGCUUCACAGGAGACAUUCCAGAUAGUUUAUUUGGUCUGUCAAAUCUCACUCACUUAGAUGUUUCGUACAACCUUUUCUCAGGAAUGCUUGGUAGUGGAUUUGAACAUCUAACUAAACUACAGAUACUGUCCCUUACUGGAAACCCGUUUAAUACGGGGACACAACUUGACUUCAGAGAGCUUAUAGAGCUUGAAUAUGUGCUGUUGGGUGGCUGUGGCUUUACACAAAGCCUUCCACCAGGAAUUUUUCUGCUACCAAAACUAUAUGCUUUGGACUUGGAAGGCAACUCGUUCAGUGGAGCACUGACUGAUGAGAUCCGGCAAACAACAAGUCCCUUGACCGUGUUGGGGCUUCAAAACAGUGGGAUUUCUGUUGAUCUCAACCCCACCACCAUCCGCUAUUUCCAAAACCUCCGCUAUCUGUCCUUACCUGAAGACGUGAUAAAAUAUGUCCCUACUGUGCUUCAAGGAAGGUUGCCAAGUAUCCAGAAUUCUUUAUGCAUGUACGUAACAUGGAUCAAAUGCGAAACUCCGUCCCACGCGAAACCGAAAGCUUCAGAUGAACCAGCUCCUCCACCUGGAGCACCGAAAAGCAAAAACACCGCAGCUAUUAUAGGCGGUGUUGUCGGAGGGGCUGCAUUUUUUAUCGCAAGCUCUUGUCUGGCGAUUUAUUGCAUACUAGCGAGGCGCCAGAAAUGUGUAGUGACAGACUUUACUGUGAAGGCAGGAUUGGAGCUAGAAGUUGUCACGAGUUCUCAAUCUUUUGUCGUUGCUCACGCUUUCACUUAUGCGGAACUCGAGCAAGCUACCGAUAAAUUUAACAUGAGAAACCUGGUUGGGGAAGGCAGCUUUGGUCAAGUGUUUCGGGGGAUCCUCACGAAUGGCAAGGUGGUUGCUAUCAAAAGAAUGGAUACAUUUGCUGGUCAGUGCGCGGAGGCAGAGAAAGAGUUUCGUAUCGAGGUUGAUUUGCUUAGCCGUAUGAACCAUCCGCACCUGGUGAGGCUGUUUGGCUACUGUGCGGACGGGAGUCAAAGAUUGAUUGUCUACGAGUUCAUGUCUAAUGGUUCACUUGAGAGCUACUUUGCAGGUCGAUGCUUAUAUAGGAGUGGAUUCAAACUAGAUUUUCGGAGGCGACUGCUAAUCUCUUUGGGUUGUGCCAAAGGCUUAGCUUUCCUGCACGCUGGAGGAGAGGAUGGCGAUCCUAUUGUUCACCGCGACUUCAAGUCUUCAAACAUUCUUCUCGAUUCUUACUUCUCCGCUAAGAUAUCCGACUUUGGAUUUGCCAAGCUUCUUCAAAGGAACCAAAGCCAUGCCAGCACCCGCGUGAUUGGAACAUUUGGCUACUUCGAUCCACACUACACGGCAACCGGGCGACUCACCGUGAAAGCGGAUGUGUACAGUUUCGGCGUGGUACUCUUGCAGCUACUCACUGGGAAGCCUGCGGUGGUUUCAUUUGGAGGGGAUGACGUUCCACAAAACAUAGUGUCUUGGGCGGAGCCUUGUCUCAAUGACAAGAGAAAGCUCAGGAGGAUUUUGGACAAAGAUUUGGGCUCUACUUACCCACCAAAGUGUGCUCACAAGCUCGCUCUUUUGGCAUCGUGCUGCCUGAGAGAGAACGCGGAGGCGAGGCCAAGCAUGGCUCAGUGCGUACAAACGAUCGAAGAAAUUCUCGUGGAGUGCGCAAUGCACCUCGAAAACGUGUAAAGAACAGUUCCACAGCAUCAGAAUGCACAGUUCGCAGCUCAUUCCCUGGGGGAAGGACAAAAUGUACGAGAGAUAAUCAUCUGCGAAAUUAAAGGUAGAACCAAAGAGAGAAUUUUGAUCUGAA